UACUGUAAACUUGGUUAUUUACGUUUAUGCUUUUUUGGCGUUUUCUCAGCUAGCCCGCUAGCUAGAGUCAUUUAGAAGCUACAUUCAGCCUAAGGCUUGUUUUUGCUCACAGAUUCACUUCUGGGUAUUGUGCAAACGCCCCUGAACACCACUGUUGCCGCCCACUAAACUUUAGCUCAGUUCUUUAGCUGAAUGGGAGAUAUCAGCAGCCAAUUACGGAGUUUCUUUUUGAAUGGUAGGUGGUAAUUUAAUUACUUAGUAACUAAAGAACCAACACUUUUAACCUGAAGCUACUGAGGACUGAGAUAUCUGCUCUUCUUGUUUGUAAGGACUUUGAACACACACAACUCUAAUUUACAGAGCUCCAACAGCAAGAGCAGAGCAAAGAAAGGUUUUAUAGUUCAUUUUUGAUUAUUUUUCUUUUUCACUGGAGAUACAUGAAAAAGGAAGGAAGAAGAAUGGGGAAAGCAGCUGUGUUGGUAUUAUUCUUCCUCCUGAGCAUGGCGUUAGAGAGUAGAGGUGCUGCAGAGAAAGUGCAGGACUCUGCAGAGAUUCCCAGGAUUGUUAAGACAAAGGACGUUAAAGAAACUGACACCAUUCCUACCAAAAACAGCUCUUCUUCAGAAUUUUUAGGUAACCUGCUGGUGGUGCCCAUGGAUGGGAGUCACUGGGUGGGCAUAAAAGCCAUCGCACAAGAAAUGGGUCGGCGUGGACACAGGGUCACUGUGGUAAUUCCAGAGGUGAACAUACGGAUGGGUCCAGGAGAAUACUAUGAGACCAUCACCUAUCCUGUUCCCUAUGACAAGGAUGAAAUUGAUUUUGUGAUGUCUUCACUCAAGGAGAUCAUGGAAAAGUCUGCACAGCCUUUCAUUCAGAAAAUAAAGAAACGAUUCGCUCAGAUCCAGAAAGUUACAGGUUUUUUUCACACCACGGCAGCGAGUCUACUGUUCAACACUAGCCUCAUUUCUCAUCUGGCAAAGCAGAACUUUGAUGCAGUCCUGACAGACCCAGUGGUCCCAACGGGGUCAUUGGUUGCUCGGAAAUUAGGUAUCCCCACCAUUAACUUACUGAGGGGGAUCCCUUGUUCUCUGGAUAUGAAGGCUGCAGGCUGUCCCUCCCCUCCAUCCUUUGUGCCUCGAUUUUUUACUCGAUACACAGACAGAAUGAACUUCAAGGAGCGAGUCAUCAACACCUUGGUGGCUUCACUGGAGCCAUUACUCUGUCGGCUGCUGUACUGGCAAUUUGACCAAAUGGCCUACGAGUUCCUGGAAGAGAAGGUGGGAGUGGCAGAGAUUUUUUCAGAAGCUGAUAUCUGGCUGCUCAGGAUUGACUUCACGCUGGAGUUUCCCCGUCCCCUCAUGCCAAACAUGGUUCUGGUUGGUGGGAUCAAUUGCAAAGUGAGGAAUCCUCUUCCUGAAGAUUUGGCAUCGUGGCUAUCAGGAGAGCAUGGAUUUGUAGUGUUUACUCUGGGCUCCAUGAUUUCAGACCUGCCAGAAGACAUCGCUGCUACCUUCCUAGAUGCCUUCAGGCAGAUUCCACAGAAGGUGAUAUGGAGGUACACUGGCAAACUUCCCAGCAGGAUUCCAGACAAUGUGAAGAUGAUGAAAUGGGUGCCUCAGAAUGACCUGUUAGCUCAUCCUGGAGCUCGAGCUUUCAUCACUCACGCUGGCUCACAUGGGAUUUUUGAGGGUUUGUGUCAUGCUGUACCCAUGCUGAUGGUACCACUGAAUGCAGAGCAGCCUGACAAUGCACAGAAGAUAGCAAGCAGAGGAGCAGGACUCGUGCUGGAUAUAACCUCCAUCACCUCAGAAAGCCUUCUGCAGGGGCUGAAUGAGCUCAUCAAUAACACCAGGUACAAAGAGAACAUCAAGAAGCUUUCAGCUCUUCAUAACGACCGCCCAAUUGACCCUCUGGAUCUUUCAGUGUUCUGGACAGAAUUUGUGAUGCAACAUAAAGGAGCAAAGCACCUCAGACCAGCUCUCCAUGACCUUUACUGGUUCCAGUACUACUGCCUGGAUGUUAUAGCACUAUUAGUUACUGUGUUGCUGGUUUUUGUAACACUAACAUUUAAGUGUCUAAAACUAUGCCUCCAGAAACUGAGCAGGAAGAGGAAGCAAGACUAGGAGGAUCUGUAAAUUCUCCCUUUCCAUCCUCAACAGUCUGUAAAGGGAAGUUUUAAAAGCAUUCUGAUGCUUAAACACCAUUAAGAAUAAAACAAAUCUGAGGUGA
Molecule: messenger RNA, 2229 nt
Organism: Girardinichthys multiradiatus
Lineage: Eukaryota; Metazoa; Chordata; Actinopteri; Cyprinodontiformes; Goodeidae
Product: UDP-glucuronosyltransferase 1A1-like
Exons: 9
Coding region: 438-2123 (561 amino acids)
Molecular function (GO): UDP-glycosyltransferase activity
Source: RefSeq, a predicted model, not a curated record